This is a messenger RNA of Lolium rigidum, 1317 nucleotides long. RefSeq names its product tobamovirus multiplication protein 2A-like. NCBI's taxonomy places the organism in Eukaryota, Viridiplantae, Streptophyta, Magnoliopsida, Poales, Poaceae. Bases 139 to 999 code for a protein of 286 amino acids. The transcript is spliced from 7 exons. The record is from RefSeq and is a predicted model, not a curated record. Gene Ontology annotation, cellular component: membrane.
CUCUGCCACCUAAGCAACUCGCCUCUCGUCCCCUCGUCCUCUUCCUCCUUCCACCCAUCUCACAAACUUCUCUUCUCUCCUCCAAAACAACAGCCAGCCGGGGUCCAUUAAUCAAAUCAAUCCACAGAUUGGUCCGAGAUGGCGGCGUGCCGGGGGUUCUUCGAGUGCCUGCUCAGGCUGCUCAACUUCGUCCUCACCGUCGCGGGCCUCGCCAUGGUCGGCUACGGGGUCUACCUGCUGGUGGAGUGGAUGAAGAUCUCCGGCGGCGGCGGCGGCGGCGCACCGCCCUCUCCGGCCCCGCCGGCGGAGUUGCUGCUGUUCGGCCGCCCGAUGCUCACGGCCGUUGCCCUCGGCGAUGGCGGUAGCAUCUUCGACAAGCUACCCAGAGCAUGGUUCAUCUAUUUGUUCAUUGGUGUUGGUGCCGUUGUCUUCCUCGUCUCUCUGUUUGGCUGCAUCGGAACAGGGACAAGGAAUACUUGUUGCUUGUGUUUCUAUUCUUUCUUGGUCCUAUUGCUGAUCCUUGUUGAAGCUGGAGCUGCUGCAUUCAUAUUCUUCGACCAUAGCUGGAAAGAUGUAAUUCCAGUGGAUAAGACACAAAACUUUGAUGAAAUGUAUGACUUUCUCAAAGAUAACUGGGAGAUUGCAAGAUGGGUUGCUCUUGGUGUUGUUGUUUUUGAGGUAUUGCUUUUCUUGUUAGCUCUGAUUGUCAGGGCAAUGAACAAACCUGCUGAGUAUGACAGUGAUGAUGAAAUCAUUGGAAAUGCCCGAAACAGUAGCAUCCGUCAGCCUCUUGUCCAUUCCCAGAAUCCUCCGGCUAAUGGCGUUCCUGUCCCAACGCUUGAUCAACGCGCGAGCAGAAACGAUGCAUGGAGCCAAAGGAUGCGAGAGAAGUAUGGUCUGGACACGAACCAGUUUACAUACAACCCAUCAGAUGGAACCAGAUAUCAGCAAAAUGGGGCACCAGCAGCUGAAGAAAGGAGCCGUUGCACCAUAAUGUGAAAAAUCUUUCGCAAUGUUGUCCAAGUCGAUGGUUCUUCUUGAACAAUCUAUCUCAUCUUGCACAGUUUGGUUGUACCAUGUUCAGAGUGGUGUAUGGAGUAGAGGUAUUGUACCUUAGUGAUUAUCUUACCCGCCGUCUUCAGAUCAAAUCCUCCAUGCACCUGUAAUUUCCUUGUGAAUGAGGACUGCCCAGCAACUUGUCAUUAUAUUCCGAGCUUAUCGGAGGUUCCUUUUGUUUGCAUUAUAUUUUUCCUUGAUAGGCCUUUAAAAUUGUAUUAUGAACGUGGAGCAUUUAUGUUAAUUUUGACAUUGUAAUCA